Lolium rigidum is the source of this 1442-nucleotide messenger RNA. Its product is annotated as UDP-glucosyltransferase UGT13248-like. The transcript is spliced from 3 exons. The record is from RefSeq and is a predicted model, not a curated record. NCBI's taxonomy places the organism in Eukaryota, Viridiplantae, Streptophyta, Magnoliopsida, Poales, Poaceae. Bases 16 to 1434 code for a protein of 472 amino acids. Gene Ontology annotation, molecular function: UDP-glycosyltransferase activity.
ACCAAAGAACCAAACAUGGAGAGCACGCCGUCGGCCAACGCCAGCUCGAGCGUAGGCCCUGGUGGCGGUCAUGGAGGUGCGAGCGUCCUAAUGCUUGCGAUGCCGGGGGCGCAGGGCCACGUCAAUCCGAUGCUCCAGUUCGGCCGCCGGCUCGCGUACCACGGCCUCCGCCCCACCCUCGUCACCAGCCACUACGUGCUCUCCACCACGCCGCCUCCGGGGGAUCCCUUCCGCGUGGUCGCCAUCUCCGACGGCUUCGACGCCGGCGGCAGUGCUUCGUCCCCGGACAUGGCGGAGUACCUUUCCCAGCUGGAGGCCGUGGGGUCUGAGUCGCUGAGCGAGCUACUCGUGUCGGAGGCGCGUGAGGGGCGGCCCGUACGCGUGCUGGUUUACGACCCUCACCUGGCGUGGGCGGCGCGGGUGGCGCGCGCGGCCGGCGUGCCCACCGCGGCGUUCUUCUCCCAACCGUGUGCAGUGAACAUCAUUUACGGAGAGCUGUGGGCAGGGCGGCUGGCGCUGCCGGUGACGGACGGCCGCGAGUUGAACUCGAGAGGAGCGUUGGGCGUGGAGCUGGGGCCGGAGGACGUGCCGCCGUUCGCCGCAGUGCCGCAGUCGGAGCCGAUGUUCCUUAAGGUCUCGGUCGGGCAGUUCGAAGGGCUGGAGGAUGCCGAUGACGUGCUCGUCAACUCAUUCAGCGACAUCGAGCCAACGGAAGCAAAAUACAUGGAGUCAACAUGGAGAGCAAAGAUGAUAGGCCCGACAUUGCCAUCGUUCUACCUCAACGACCAGCGCUUGCCAUCCAACAAAUCUUAUGGUUUCAACCUCUUCGGCGGUGAUGAGUCGUGUAUUGAUUGGAUGGAGAAGCAGAGCGUUAACUCGGUUGUGCUUGUAUCCUAUGGAACGUUCUCCCAGUAUGAUGUUGCCCAGUUAGAGGAGCUUGGGAAUGGUCUAUGCGAUUCCGGGAAGCCUUUCAUAUGGGUUGUGAGAUCCAAGGAGUCACAUAAGUUGUCUGAAGAACUGAAGGCAAAGUGCGAGAAGGUAGGAAUAAUUGUUUCUUGGUGUCCACAACUUGCGGUUCUCGCACACAAAGCCAUCGGUUGUUUUGUUACGCAUUGUGGAUGGAACUCGACACUAGAAGCAAUUGUAUGUGGUGUGCCUCUCGUUGGAAUUCCGCAUUGGGCAGACCAACCCACUAUUGCAAAAUACAUGGAAAGUGCGUGGAGCAUUGGUGUGCGCACACAUCGUGGUGACAAUGGUUGGCUAAAGAGGGAUGAGAUCGAUAGAUGCAUCAAGAAAGUAAUGGAUGGUGAAAGGAAAGAUGAAUAUAGAAGAAAUGCUAUGAAGUUGAUGGAAAUGGCCAAGCGGGCAACACAGGAAGGAGGAGGCUCAGACGGGAAUAUCAUUGAAUUUUCUACCAAGUAUUCGUCAAUUUGAAUGUACAC